CGGUGCCGAUCUACUCAACUUCUAAGUCGAUUUCUACGAAUUCUAGUCAAUCGGGUUUACAAAAAUUACCUGUGUACUAUUAUAUACCGGACGGCCAAACGGACUUAGUUUGUUAAAUUCGAGGUCUACCAAAAAAGGUCGGUUGAGGAGUAGUAGACUCAUUUUCACUCAUCUAAUGCAGGUUGGAGUGAGCCUGUAUUUCAUGCCAGUGUUGUUCAGCUUCUUUAGGCGAGCAUUCACAACAAUGGCUGAGCCCUACAUUACAGGCAGUGCCUCAAUGGCAUUCGUUACGGUGCCGAACAUGGAGGUGGCAAAGAAAAUUGCACAUGGUCUGGUCAGUCAGAAACUUGUUGCUUGUGUCAACAUCAUUCCAGGAAUCACAUCAGUGUAUGAAUGGGAAGGAAAGAUUGAAGAAGAUUCAGAGCUUCUACUGAUGCUAAAGACAAUGACAUCUAAAGUAGACGCCGUGUCUGACUUUGUGAGAAAAAAUCAUCCAUACUCUGUUGCAGAAGUUAUUUCUGCCAAGAUUGAUAAUGGAAAUCCACCAUAUCUCAAAUGGAUUUCAGAUGUUACCAUGGCUGGGCAAAAAUGAGAAUAAGCUGAGGGAUUUGGGGAAUUCAGGUUUUUUAAUGACUGAUGCUUUUGACUUUUGAACAUGAUCAUGGUAACAGAUGGAGUAAACAAUCCACAAGAUUGACAUUGUUAUAAUUAUAGAUUUUACCUUGUAUGCAUUGCAUUUCAAUCUUCAUUAAAAGCAAGUCUGCCACCAGAGUCAGUUCUUUUCUGAACUUGUUAAGCCAGAAUAUUUUUAAGUCUGUUAAAGUUCAACGAGGAUGUUAUUUAGGUUUAAUCAUUAUAUGUCUUUAUUUAGUGAAACAAUCAUGCAGAUUAAAGUUAAUAUUAGUUUAACCCACUGGACCCAGGCUAUUUCUGACCACUAUAACAUCGUAGUGUGGCCAAAGGUCACAUGACAACUAGUUGUGAUCCAGGCCCAGUUUUCCCUACAGUGGUCAUUUUUCAACAAUUAAACUCCAAUGUGGUCUAAAUUAAGUUCCGUUUUAGCAUUUAUUUUCGAGCUUAAUGUGUAACAAGUGUGCCACUAAAAUUCAUUGAAUAAUAGACUUUAUGAAAUAAUUCUUUGGAUAUUACUGUCCAAUAUAUUUUAAGACACCUUCUGUCCAAUUGUUUGUGUUGCUUGAAAGUAUUGAAAUGUAACAUUUUCAAUAGAACCUGUCAACAUUUUUCAAUAAGGAGUCAUACAGUUUUUAAGAAAUCUUUGCUCUUAGAAAAGUCACAUUCAAUCACUGUAUUCUUUUUGUAAGGCAAAACACCUAGCACUGCAGAUAAACAUGAGCUAAAACUGUAAGCAAGAAUGCAUAUACUAUGUUGUAUAGUCUAUAGUCUGUUUGCAAACUGUCCAAAGCAGUUUUCAGAUGGUCAGUGUAAUACAUGAAGCAGUACGGUACUUCAGUAAUGGCAGCACCUGAUUUUCUGGUCAUAAGUCUUAGGCAUUUUAGAAAAAAAAAAAAAAAAAAAAACCAGCCUGGACCACUUGAGUGUACUCUGUCUCUCACUGUGCCCCUAUUAGGUAUACUUUCAUCAUAAAAAUCCUGAUAAGAAUUAGGGUGUUGAUAAUAUUUUGUCUUUCUCCACUCAUAUUAAUGGCUCAAUCAUUUAAUAUAAAAUCAAGCUGCUAAUAUAUCCUGUAGUCAAAAGGCUUAAUUUUAGGGUUUGACUAAGUUCAUCUAACCCCAAUUCCUGUUGCUGCCAACAGCUGCUGUUGUUUUGCUGCAAACUGAAUUAUUUUAUUUACACAAUAUAUAUAUUUUUUUUAAAAAGAAUUAUCUCUUGUUAUUGAUGUACAGCAUUUUUGCAAUCUAUCACUUUUUAAUGGUUAGAGUCAGAUCAUGCCUUUUGCAAAUGUUUUUUUAUGCACUUGCCAUUCAUCUACUUGCACAUAAAUUCCUGUUGGCAAGAUGUUUGGAAGUCUUCACCGGUCAAUUAAACUUUUCAUGUCAACCA
This is a messenger RNA of Pomacea canaliculata, 2022 nucleotides long. Its product is annotated as protein CutA homolog. The record is from RefSeq and is a predicted model, not a curated record. Bases 176 to 592 code for a protein of 138 amino acids. Gene Ontology annotation, biological process: response to metal ion. The transcript has 7 exons. Gene Ontology annotation, molecular function: copper ion binding. Lineage: Eukaryota; Metazoa; Mollusca; Gastropoda; Architaenioglossa; Ampullariidae.